Messenger RNA from Paramecium pentaurelia, 4736 nucleotides. NCBI's taxonomy places the organism in Eukaryota, Ciliophora, Oligohymenophorea, Peniculida, Parameciidae. The record is from the annotation of a GenBank genome assembly.
AUGAGUACACCUCCAUCCACAAAUAAUGUUAUUAUAACGAAAGUGGAGAUAGCUAGAUUUACAAUAUAUUUGGUGUCUUUAAUGGUUUCAGUGCUUAUGUAAAUGCGAAUGGAAGAUUAAGGUACUAUGAAUACAUCAGUUUAAAAUUCGAUGUUUUCAGGAAUUUAAAAUGUGUUUAAGUUUACUAAUCAAACUCGAUUUUCAAUGUUGAAUUGGGUGGAUAAAUAGUUAUAUCAUGGUUAUUCAUUGAAUCAAAAUUCCACAGAGAUGUAUAGUAGGUUGAUUCCAGCAACUUUCCUUGAAAUUUAAACAAAGUAUGCAAAAAUAGAUAGUUUGGUUAAUGUUUGGGAUAAAGAUUUAACUGAAGACAAAGCAAACUAAGGAUUUCAAUAGUAAUACAUUUACCCGUUUAUCCAACGAUUUCCACCCUACCCAGUAUUUAAAAAUAUCAGCUUUAUUGAUGAUGUUAGUGGAAUUACUUUGGAUUCUUUAAAAUUGAUCGAUACAGGGUACUUAACAUCAAAUACUCAUUCAUUGAAGGCAUAGGCUUCAUAUUAUAGUCCAAAUUUAUAGAUGAUUGUAAACAUUAUUCUUAUGACUAGUGUGUAGUCAGAAUCAACAUGGAAUUUAGUGCUGCAGGGUAAUCCUAUCAAUUUAUUCAAUAUGACUCAUUUAGAUUGAGUUUUUAUUAAAAUAAAACUGAUUAUAUACGGAUGGCUUUUGAAAUUGUAUUUGCAAUCAUUUAUAUCAACUAUUUAUAUAUGGAGGGUUAUAAGAUAUAUUUUAAGAUUUAGUUGGCAUUAAAAGAUGAUGAUUUAAAAGUAUAAGCAUAAAAGAAGAAAGAUUAAAGGAUGAAGUCAAAGAAGGAUGCUAAAAAAAGAGGAGGAGUUGUUUAGGGGGAAGAAGGAGAAGUUAAGCAUUUGGCAGUUUAAGGGGAGAAAUCAGAAUCUAAAGGUCUUGAGAAAAUAGAGGAGGCUAGAAGAAAAACUAAAAUUAUUAUUAAUGUUGUUAUUCAACAUAUUUCUGACAUCUGGAGUGCCAUUGAUGUGUUUAUCUUAGUUAUUCUUGGAAUUGCUGCUUCAGAAUAUAUUAAAGCGAUUUCCUCUUAACCAUAUUCAGACUCUUUAAAUGAAUUAUUUUAGAAUGCUACAACUUAUUAAUCUGUUUUUGAGCCCAUUUAUAAAUAGAUGCGUAAUGGAAUUUAAGUUCCUUAUACUUUAAAUGAUGAAUUUGCCUAAUAGGCUGAUGUUUUAAGAUUUUAUAGAAGAUUUUGUGCAGUUGCACUUUUAAUAAUGUGGAUCAAAUUAUUGAAGUAUUUCAUUAACAUCUUUAAACGAUUAGUAAGUUAUUUAGAAAUAAUAUUAAAUGUUAUUGAAUAUAUGAUAUUUUAUUUAGUAUUGUUGGCAGCAAUUUUGAUAUCAUUUUCAUUAUUCUUUUACUUUUAAUACGGAAGCUAAAUAUUCAUUACAUCAACAAUUGGAAGAUCUUUGUCUUACAUACUAGGAUUUAUGAUAGCUUAAAAUGAUUAAUUUAAUGAAUUAUUUAAGUAUAAUGAAGUCAUUACAUUUAUAAUGACUAUCUUAUAUUAUGUAAUAGUAAUUAUCAUAUUAUGUAAUAUGUUUUUUGUCUUUGUUAAAUAGGAAUAUAAUGAAUAUUAAAUGAAGCUUGAAAAAUAAUCAUAAAAAACUAAUAAUUCAAAAAAACAUGAUGAAGUUGUUAAAUAUAUACAUCCUUACUGGUAUUUUUAUAAUAUUGCUGAAUAUUUUGUAAUGAGAUUUUGGUUCACUUUAAAAUUACAACCAUCAAAAUUUGAUGAAUAUAAUGAAAAUAAAGAAUUAUUAUAUGUGAUUAAUGAGAGAGAAUUCAAAGAAAAUCCAUAAACCAUUGAUUUUAAUGUUGAUUUUGCUAAUUUAAUAAAUUAAUCAGUUGAUGAUGAUGAUAAGAAUUAGAAAUUCUUAAUAGAGGAAGAAAAAGAAAGAAUUUUAAGUAAAUAGAAAAUGGAACUUAUUAAAUUGAUAUGGAAAACAGUACUAUUAUUAUUAAUAUUAUCUUUAAAUUUUAUCCUUCUAUAAGAGUUUUAUAGUCCUGCUGAUGCUUAUUUAUAAAGUGACUCAAUUUCUAGAAAAAUUAAAUUUGAUAGAUCAAAUGCAUAAAAAUAAUACAAAGAUUUAAAUACAAUUCAAGAUAUGACAGAUUGGUUAAUUUAUGGAUUUCCUGAUCUUUUUGAAGACAAUAUAUUUGGAAAUAAUGAAUUAGCAAUUUUAAAAGGUCAAGCUCCAACAAUAAAAGUUAAUGCCUCUUCAACAGAUAAGAUACUUAAUUAUUAACUUUAAGAAUAUGCUUUUGAUAAUCUAAUUAGAACUAGCUCAUUAAAUACUUUCAAUAUUGUAGUCAAUGAUGUAAUUAGAGUAACUAUUAGAAGAUCAUUAAUGGUAAAUAAUACAAUUGAACAAUUCUCUACCUUUGCCUCUGAAACUAUGUUAUUAUUUUUAGAUUCUCCAACUGAUAAUUUAGAUUCAGAAUUUGAGAAUUAUGAGAGUUUUUAUGAUGCUGACACUAAUUUUACUAUAGAUUAUGAUGAUUCAAAUGGAUUUGAAGGAUAUGGAGGUUUAGUUAUGUUACUUGAACCAAAAUAAUUAAGUCCUGUUAUAAAUUCUUUGUAGAAAGUCAAAUUGAUUGAUAGUGUCAGUUCUAUAGCAAUAUAAUUUGUUACAUUUAAUCCAAUAAAUGCCAGAGGAUUAGCACAUAUUAAAUUGUCAUUUGCAAUCAAUUAAUGUGGUGCUUUAUCCUUUAAAUUAAUUGAUGUACAAGGAAUUAAAAAGAACUCCUUAUAAUCUGUAAGUGAAAUCAGUAUAUUAAUCUUAUCAGUCUCACUUAUCAUUGCACUUUGCUAUUAUUUAUAUGUGACUAUUAAGACAAUGUUGCAUAAGAAUUUUUCUUAUGACAGAUGGUAUAGUACUUACAUAUUACUAUCAUUAAAUAGAUCAUAAUUAUACAUGAGAGAAAGACAUAUGCCAGAAUUCAUAAGAAAAUCACUCUUUUUAAUGGAUAUAUCAUAAUUAUUAAAUUUAUUAUUUUUGACUCUUCUUGGAGCUCAAAUUACAUUAAUACUAUAUUAUUUCUUUUAAGUGAAUACUUUGAUUCAAGGAUCAAAGAUAUUUGGAACUUCAAUCAAUGAUUUAUUACCUUCAACAUUAUUUUCUGUAAAUUAAAAUGUGGAUGAUUAUCUUUUCUUUAGUUAAGUAUAAAAUAUUGGUGAUAACAGUAAAUUGAUUGGAGCAUUUGGAUCCUGUGCAAUUUUAGUAUUAUGUUUAGAAAUUUUAUAUUUACUUUCCCAUAAUAAAGAUUUUUAAACCUUGACAAAUUCAAUCAAGUAUACAUUAUCUCAUCUACCAUUUAUUUUGAUUAUCUUAUUAGGUAUAAUUGUGGCUUUUUCAUCAAUGGCUCAUUUAGUAUUAGGAACUGAUUUGAUUUAAUAUUCUACAUUCUUUGGUACUAUUGUUAAAAUGCUUGAUUUUAUUUCCAAAAUAGAUGAUAUAUAAUUCUUUCGUUUAGAUGACAGAACCUUAGAAUUCUAUCUCAUGAUACUACCAUAUACAAUAACUGUUAGAUUUAUAAUUAUGAAUAUGUUUUUUGCUAUUACAUUAAGAGGCUAUUUGCUUAGCAAAGAAAAAUAGGCUGAAGAAUAAUUAAAUUAGAAAUCACAUCCUUUAUCAUUAACUUCAUAAGAAUUUGUUAUGCUUUCUAUUUAAAUGUUUACUUUUAAAGAAAAACUUAUUAAAGUUGGAUCUGAUUAAUAUUUAAUGUAAAUUAUUAAACAAUUCCAACCAAUUAAGGUUUAUUCUUCAAUAAAGGAUAACAUUAGAAAUUAAACAAACUUAACUGCCAUGAAAGCUUGGGCUGAAGAAUGUGCAAAAGAGAUUAAAGAUGAAAAAGAAAUAAGAAAACCACUUGAUGUUGCUUGUCAUGAAUUAUUAUAGGCUUACAUAGAUUAAAAUAAUAAAGGGGAGUUUGAUAUUUUAUAAAGAUUGAAUACGGAUCCAAAGAGAAAACUAAUUGAAUUCUCUUUGAAAUUAACAUAUAUCAAUUAUUUUAGAUUUGCUAUUGAUUAGUUAGAUAAAUUUACAGUCUUUUUUUCAAAGAAAAGAGAAUAAAUCAGAUCUAUCUUAUUUUCGGACAGUAAAGGAGAAGAUUAUAAAAAAAUGGUCUAUAUUUGUUCUUUGGAAGCAUAACUUGAAGAAAAUAUUUAAAGCAUGACAUUUAUAAAAUAAGAACUUUUAGCCUUAGGAUUUGAUAUUGGUGAAGCAGGUGAAAUAGAUAGCAAAGAGAAUGUUAUUAAAGUUAAACAAUAAAAAUAAAAAACUAUGAAAGCAACAUUUUAAAAUCCUAUGUCUGAUAAGAUAUUUGAGAUUACAAAAUUAAAACCAGAUAAAAAUUAAGAUAUAAAAAACUCUCCUGAUCAAUCAGAUAAUGAACCUGAUCAAGAUAAUUAAUUUGGAGAAUAGCGUGUGGAAAAAGUUACUAAACCUUCCACAUUUAAAUAAGCAUAAACCAUUGAGGUGAAAUAGGAUGAUAAAAAAAAACAAGAGAACAAAGAUCAAUAAUAAGGUGAAACUACAGAAAAGUCAACAGAUGAAAAACCAAAAUCUGAUUAACCACCAUAACCAGAAUAGAAGAUUUCAAAAGCAAUAGUUAAAAAUAUGUUCUCAGUAGGUGACAAGAAAUAAAAAAAAUGA